This is a messenger RNA of Neoarthrinium moseri, 1830 nucleotides long. RefSeq lists its product as uncharacterized. NCBI's taxonomy places the organism in Eukaryota, Fungi, Ascomycota, Sordariomycetes, Amphisphaeriales, Apiosporaceae. Gene Ontology annotation, molecular function: NAD+ kinase activity. Bases 1 to 1830 code for a protein of 609 amino acids. The transcript has a single exon. Gene Ontology annotation, biological process: NAD+ metabolic process; NADP+ biosynthetic process. The record is from RefSeq and is a predicted model, not a curated record.
AUGGCGGGUUUAGUGACCUCGCCAACGGCGAUCCACCCUGCCCUCAGCGAUCCGACCACGGGCGGGGCAACCGUCAACUCCGACGGGCGCCUCCCUCACAGGAGGUCAGCGUCCAUUUCAGCAUAUCCGCCCGGAACUUGGAACUCUACCACCACAAACCACCUGCCCCCGCUGCCUGCUCUUGUGCCCGAAAAGUCUCACCAACCAAGCGAUGCCGAGCGGGACGGCGUCCUGCCCGAGCAGUCUGCUUUAGGCGUGACCAGUCCCGUCUCAGCCAGGGACAUCCAACUGCCGCCCCGGGGCUACGGUCACCGCAAGAACGCGCUGUCCAUCGAGUCUGUCCCGCGACAGACUAUUAUGAAAGCGCUGGCUUCUGUGGCCCGAAACAACAAGCCCGAAGCUCUGUCCCUGCCCGGUAUGCUGUCUGCACAUGCCGGCGCCGACGGCCGCCCUGGCUCCUCGUCGUCGCAGCGACUCUCCAAUGCUCUCAAUGAGCUCGCCAAUCGGAACACGCCCACGACUGCAUUCCCGUCGCUGCAGUCCCCUUGCUUCUACCACCAGCGCUUCGACGACGCAGUGGACAUCGACAAGGUGCUGGAGGAGAUCAAGAACGAUGAUUGGAUGUCCCACUCCCGUCUGGUGCAGACGGCCACUGGCGUGCGCGAGGUUUCCAAGCAGCUUCAGCGCAGGCCCAUCCGGCGAGCUGUGCGCAACGUCAUGAUUGUGACCAAGGCUCGUGACAAUGAGCUGGUACUUCUUACCCGGGAGCUGACCAUGUGGCUCCUGCGAACGCCCCGCUACGGUUCCGAUGUUGGCGUCAAUGUCUAUGUCGACGCCAAGCUUCGAAACUCUAAGCGCUUCGGCGCUGCGAGCAUCAUUGAAGACGAUUCCCGCUUUGGAUCCAUGCUGCGAUAUUGGUCCCCGGAUCUUUGCUGGAGCCAACCCGAGAAGUUUGAUCUGGUCGUGACCCUUGGAGGUGACGGCACUGUGCUCUUCACCUCGUGGCUCUUCCAGAGGAUCGUACCACCCGUCCUGUCCUUCAGUCUGGGCAGUCUGGGAUUCUUGACCAGUUUCGAGUUUGAGAAGUAUAAGCAGCAGUUGAACCGCAUCAUGGGCGACGAGGGCAUGCGCGUCAACCUUCGCAUGCGAUUCACCUGCACGGUCUACAGAAACGGCACCUCCGGGAAUGAAAUGGAAGAAGGGGAGCAGUUCGAAGUGCUCAAUGAGCUCGUCAUCGACCGUGGCCCGUCCCCCUACGUGUCCAACCUCGAGCUGUACGGCGACAACGAGCUCUUGACGGUCGUCCAAGCCGAUGGCUGCAUCUUCUCGACACCCACGGGAUCCACAGCUUACUCACUAUCAGCCGGAGGCUCUCUGGUGCACCCGGAUCUCCCGGCAAUCCUACUUACACCUAUCUGCCCGCACACCUUGUCCUUCCGACCGAUGGUCCUAAGUGACACUAUGCUGCUGCGGGUCUCCAUUCCGAGAAACUCCCGUGCUACCGCCUACUGCGCUUUUGACGGCAAGGGUCGUCUCGAGCUGAAGCAAGGCGACCACGUCACCAUCACCGCGUCACAGUACCCCUUCCCAACCGUCAUGUGCACUGGUACAGAAUGGUUCGACAGUGUGUCCCGCACCUUGCAGUGGAACACCCGAGCUGCAACCCAGAAGGGCUUUGAGAAUCAGAAGACUGGCGACGGCAGUGAGACGUCGAAGGAGGACGACGAGCCCGAGUGGGACAUUGACACCGACUCGGCAUGCUACGCCAGCGAGGAGGGCAGCAUCAGCGCCAGCCCCCUAAGAAGACAGAUGAGCCUCUUGGGCAUGUAG